UAUUCCUCGAUUAGCUCAGACGUCACGUCAGGCGGGCGAUCUGACACCGAGCUUGAAUUGAAGUUAUUCAACUAAGUCGUGCGCAGAUUUCAAUAAUUUAUACAACCAACUGCAGACUUCUUAUUUGUUUUUAUUGGUUGCAGUUCGCCAUUCAAAUGCGUGAUCUCUAAUAGAGGGGUGAAGCGCAGACCACUUCUUAGCCAGUGGUCCACUUUUGAACUUCGCAACUCUCAAGUCAGAACUUCGGAGUUCACUUACAGAUAUUUUGGUUGAUCACUGACUGCCAUUUGAAAUUUAUGAAUACCUACGGCAUAAUAUUAAUCUACAACUCUCUGUCAUAAUUCAUUUCUUCAGUUUCUGAACAUCACUAGACAUACAACCGAUCAUGUCCACCAACGCGAUUUUCUCGAUCGUUUGCGAUGGGCCCGAUUCUGAAUGGAAGUUAGGGGACUACAUGAAGCAGAUGAUGUUGGCUGGGGAGCUGAAUGAUGUCCACUUCAAAGUGGGACGCCAGUUUGGCCCAACUCAGAACUUCUCCGCGCACAAGCUCGUCAUGGCGGCUCGCAGUUCCGUAUUCCGCACCAUGUUCUACGGAAGCCUGCCUGAAAAAAUUCAUCUUGACAUUCCCGAUAUUCAUCCAGAAGCGUUCGCCAAUCUCCUCAGCUUCGUGUACACGGAUACCGUAGAUAACUUGGACGUGGGCAAUGUUUUUGCGACGCUGUGUGCGGCUGGCAAGUACGAUGUGCCCCGGCUGAUGAAGAUCUGCUCCGACUUCAUCGCCAACCAGCUUGGUGUGAACAACUGCCUGACUAUCCUGGAACAGGCCAUCCAGUGGAAGGCUGACAGUGUCGUGCAGAAAUGCCUGGAUUUGGUGGAUGCGAAGAGUGAGGCGGUGCUGCGAUCUGAUCCGUUCACGACCAUCAUCCCGGCAACACUGCGCAUGAUUUUGCAGCGCAACACACUCACGGCGAGGGAGAAUGCGGUAUAUUUGGCGGUUGAACGAUGGGCAGCGGCGGCCUGUGCGCGUAAUGGUCUGGAUUCGUCCGCCGCCAAUCGGCGUCAGAUGCUGGGUGACGCCUUGUUCCUGGUGCGGUUCCCACUGCUGUCUCCGCAGCAGCUGGCUGAUGGUCCUGGCCAGAGUGGCCUCCUCAGCGGGGCGGAAAUCAGCAGCAUUUUCAUGCAUCAUAACGCCAGCCUCAAGCCGACGGCGGCACUGGUCUUUCCUACUGAGCGGCGCACUGGGUCAUCGAGCGUUGCGGCGCGCGGCCACGUGUCCGGGUUUAAGCGUGAUGAACUGGUAUUUGCGCGAACCGACCGAGGACAAUGGUGGUUGCCAGCCAAGGUUACCGUAUCGGAUGGAAUGCAGCUGGAGUUGGAGUGGUCUCGCAGCGGCAUGCGUCAUAUGGCAACGACAGACCAGGUGGUGCGUGCGGUCGAUAUCCUGCAGCCUGGCCAGGCCUUGCACUUUCUCCGUGCUGACGAAUAUCAGCCUGCGAGCUAUGUAACGGCCGUGGUGGGUGAUCUGCAUACGGUCUCCUGGGAUCGUGGUAGAGUUUCCAUUGAUUUCAGCCGUUUGGGUCUUCUACACCAGCAGGUGACGCAUUGGAAAGCCAAGAAUCGGCAAUGAGGGUGGUGACUAUGGGGCUGCGUGAACUUUAUUGGCCGGUGGAGGUGUUUUUUCUAGUUUAUACUCUUGAUCUUUGUACGUGACUUUGCAUCACACUGGGAAUCGCAACAGUUUGUAAUUUUUUGUGAUUAAUUUUGCCAGUUUUGGCCCGUUUUGGAGUUUUUUGUCUGUUUGCUUUAACUCCGGUGCAAGCGUACGACGGUUUUGUCAUCACCGGUAACGGAUGUAUUUUAUAAGGUGUUCUACAGUACGUACAAGUUUCUCUAUUUAAUCGUAAACUAU
Molecule: messenger RNA, 1909 nt
Organism: Paramacrobiotus metropolitanus
Lineage: Eukaryota; Metazoa; Tardigrada; Eutardigrada; Parachela; Macrobiotidae
Product: BTB/POZ domain-containing protein 6-like
Exons: 6
Coding region: 386-1627 (413 amino acids)
Biological process (GO): neurogenesis
Cellular component (GO): cytosol
Molecular function (GO): protein binding
Source: RefSeq, a predicted model, not a curated record